AUGAAGCUGGAGGAAAAUGGAGUAGUGGAUGAGAAAGAGGAGAAUCCGAAUGCAGUUUCGAAUUUCCGCAUCUCAAAGCCGCUGAGGGAUGCUCUUAAGGCGAAGCGAAUUGAAUCUCUGUUUCCGAUUCAGGCCAUGACAUUUGAUUUGAUACUUGAUGGUUCUGAUUUGGUUGGAAGGGCACGCACUGGUCAGGGUAAAACACUGGCUUUUGUGUUACCCAUAUUGGAAUCAUUAAUAAAUGGGCCCGCUAAUGCAUCACGGAGGACCGGAUAUGGGAGGCCACCUAGUGUUCUUGUGCUUUUACCCACUAGGGAACUGGCCAUUCAGGUAUCAUAUGAUUUUAGGGUGGAGUUGUCGCAUUUCUACUCAUCUCUUCACUAUUUUUAA
Striga asiatica is the source of this 390-nucleotide messenger RNA. NCBI's taxonomy places the organism in Eukaryota, Viridiplantae, Streptophyta, Magnoliopsida, Lamiales, Orobanchaceae. The record is from the annotation of a GenBank genome assembly.